AUGAGAUCCCAAGAAAACACUGAGGACUGGACUGUCAAUGAUGACAAAGAAUCCUUUGCGAAUAUUCCAGCAUCACCUGUGGACGUUUUGAAGCUAUCCUUCGCACCCAAACAUGAAUCCAUUGGGGUCAAGUCCAGUACCACAUAUACCUCCGCAUGUGUUUCCAUUGAAGCUUGCGACAUGCCUGAAGACGAGGCGGAAAGAACCUGUUCUGUUGACAUUUGCGUUGCUCUGGAUGUCAGCGGAUCCAUGUCAGGAUCCAAGCUCAAGGAUUGUAAGAGUACCUUGGAAGCCAUGCUACGUCCACUCAGCACCAAGGAUCGCUUUGGCUUGAUCACGUUUGGAAGUCGAUGCGAUGUCGUCUUUCCAGCCUUGUUAAUGACGAAGGAAAACAAGGCAGCAGCUUUAAAGAAGAUCAAGGCGCUUUCAACAAACGGAUGCACCAAUCUGUCUGGUGGAUUAUCGCUUGCUUGGCAGGAGCUCUUGCUCGUUGAUAAUCCAAACGCUGUCCGAUCGCUCUUCUUGCUAACUGAUGGGCAUGCGAAUGAAGGAAUCACUACCACUCCAGAACUAGUGGAGAUGGUCAAGAGUUUCAACGCCGAUUCAGCAUCAGAUAUCUCCGCUGCUUUGAACGAAAGCCAAGCCGCUAGACGAGUUGCAAGCUUAAGACCCAACAAGCCAUCUACAAGGCGACGUAGGCAAAUGCAGAAGGUGAAGAAGCCUCCGAGUUCUAGCAGCGCCUCUACUGUACCACAGACCAUUAAUCUCACUAGCAAGGGAGCACCCGUUUCCCUCUUCUGUUUUGGAUAUGGAUCCGAUCACAACUCGGAGAUGCUCGAAGCACUCUCGGAAGCCACACCCGGUGGUGGCUACUACUUUGUCGAAAACGAUUCCGAUGUUUUCACUGCCUUUGGAGAUGCCAUGGGAGGUAUCAUGUCUGUCAUGGCACAAAGUGCCGUGCUCAAGAUUUCUGUUCCAUCGGCUGCUUCCGAAUGUGGCGUCAAGAUUCGUGAGGUGCACCACGACAAGAAGGUCGAUCGAGGAGAUGGUUCCUUUACUGUUAAUAUGGGUGACUUCUAUGCUGAGGAACGCCGGGAUGUCAUUGUGGAUUUUGAUCUUGCCAACGUCACUAGCAACGAGCCAGUUCUUCAUCUGGUUGCCACUGUGUCCUAUAUGAAUGUUCUAACCAAGAAGAACACACAAGGAGGACCACGCGAUUGCUCUAUUUCCAGACCUGACAGCGCUGAUCUUUCUGCCGUGAACCAAGACGUUGAGGCGCAAUGGCUUAGAGUGUGUGUCGUACGAGAAAUGGAAGAAGCUGACAAAGAAGCACGAAGCAACAACAGAGAACAAGCUCAAGCCCGUAUGCGACGAGUGGCAGCUACGAUCCAAGCUUCUCCGGCGUACAAUCUCGAAGACAGCUUUUAUUGCUCACUUCAACAGAAUGUCGACGAGUCUAUGGUAGACUACGAAGCUUCAAGCUACAAAGGGCAUCGUUCUAAGAAUAUCGCACAAACUCUCAAGAAGCAAAGAGCUUGUUCGUCCAAGUCCAGCUCUAACGGAUACUACCAGACCAAGUCAAAGAAGAAGAUGUCCAAGGCUUUCGAAAUGCCUUAA
This is a messenger RNA of Cylindrotheca closterium, 1617 nucleotides long. NCBI's taxonomy places the organism in Eukaryota, Bacillariophyta, Bacillariophyceae, Bacillariales, Bacillariaceae. The record is from the annotation of a GenBank genome assembly.